Melospiza georgiana is the source of this 1254-nucleotide messenger RNA. RefSeq names its product forkhead box L2 (gene FOXL2). Bases 1 to 921 code for a protein of 306 amino acids. The transcript has a single exon. The record is from RefSeq and is a predicted model, not a curated record. Gene Ontology annotation, molecular function: DNA-binding transcription factor activity, RNA polymerase II-specific; RNA polymerase II cis-regulatory region sequence-specific DNA binding. NCBI's taxonomy places the organism in Eukaryota, Metazoa, Chordata, Aves, Passeriformes, Passerellidae. Gene Ontology annotation, biological process: regulation of transcription by RNA polymerase II; cell differentiation; anatomical structure morphogenesis.
AUGAUGAGCAACUACCCGGACGGCGAGGAGGACACGGUGGCGCUGCUGGCUCAUGACACCGGCGGCAGCAAGGAGCCGGAUCGGGGCAAGGAGGAGCUGAGCGCGGACAAGGGCCCCGAGAAGCCGGACCCCUCGCAGAAGCCCCCCUAUUCCUACGUGGCCCUGAUCGCCAUGGCCAUUCGGGAGAGCGCGGAGAAGAGGCUAACGCUGUCUGGGAUCUACCAGUACAUCAUCAGCAAGUUCCCUUUCUACGAGAAGAACAAGAAAGGCUGGCAGAACAGCAUCCGCCACAACCUCAGCCUCAACGAGUGCUUCAUCAAGGUGCCCCGGGAGGGCGGCGGCGAGCGCAAGGGCAACUACUGGACCCUGGACCCCGCCUGCGAGGACAUGUUCGAGAAGGGCAACUACCGCAGAAGACGAAGGAUGAAACGGCCUUUCCGGCCGCCUCCGACCCACUUCCAGCCGGGCAAGACCCUCUUCGGCCCCGACAGCUACGGCUACCUGUCCCCGCCCAAGUACUUGCAGUCCACCUUCAUGAACAACUCGUGGCCGCUGGCGCAGCCCCCCGCGCCCAUGCCCUACACGUCCUGCCAGAUGUCUGGUGGGAACGUCAGUCCCGUCAAUGUGAAAGGACUCUCGGGCCCGGCGUCCUACAGCCCCUACUCGCGGGUGCAGAGCAUGGCGCUGCCCAGCAUGGUGAACUCCUACAACGGCGUGGGCCACCACCACCACCACCCGCACGCCCACCACCCCCAGCAGCUCAGCCCGGCCAGCCCCGCGCCGCCCUCGGCCCCGGCGGCAAACGGAGCCGGCCUCCAGUUUGCCUGCGCCCGCCAGCCCGCCGAGCUGUCCAUGAUGCACUGUUCGUACUGGGAGCACGACAGCAAACACAGCGCCCUGCACUCCCGCAUAGACAUCUAGGGAGGCUCCGGCCAGCGCCGCCACAGCAAUGCACCGGCCCCGCUGCCCCGCUGCUCCCCCGCCGCGUUCCCCCGCGCUCCGCGUCUCUCCUCCUCGUCUCUAGUCACGGACUUCCCUCUCUCUGUGUGCCCAAACCCUCGCGGCGGGGAAAUAGCGGCUUUGCCCCGCGCGUAGUGUCAGUGUAGGAGCGUCCCUCGAUGAGAAGAAAGCAGUGUAAGUGUGGGGAUCCCCGCGGGGCAGCGGCGGCCGGGCCGCCUCUCCGGGCGAGCAGGGAUUCACCGGGAGUUCCUCUGCUCCGUGUGUGUGUUUGUGAGUUGUUGGGGGUUUUUUUGU